Poeciliopsis prolifica (blackstripe livebearer) is the source of this 2109-nucleotide messenger RNA. RefSeq lists its product as uncharacterized. Gene Ontology annotation, biological process: positive regulation of T cell proliferation; cellular response to lipopolysaccharide; T cell costimulation. Gene Ontology annotation, cellular component: external side of plasma membrane. Bases 567 to 1793 code for a protein of 408 amino acids. The transcript has 10 exons. The record is from RefSeq and is a predicted model, not a curated record. Lineage: Eukaryota; Metazoa; Chordata; Actinopteri; Cyprinodontiformes; Poeciliidae.
UGGGUUCACAUUGAGCAUCCAUCAAGCUUCACGUUUUUGAUUUUGUUUCUACCGGAUUUGAACAUCUCAUACUAACUAACACUGGAUGGAGAGCAUCUGUUAAUAUCUGCUUUGAAGUCUUGUUAGAAAUUCUCUGUUAGACUUAGGGCUGGACUUUGACUGGGCCAUUCUGAAAUGUUAAGGUUUUCCUCUGGGAUUGUCUUGGACUUAACUCCAUCCAUCUGCUCAUCAGUUCUGAACUGCUUCCCUGAUCCUGCUGAAGAAAAGCAUGAUGCGGCCACCUCCAGUGUUAGUUAGUCCUCAUGAACUCUCUACAUUCAUGAGGACUAUCCAGUGUUAGUUUUCAUGUGGACAAGUUUAAGUGGUGUGAAUUUUGAUGGUAUACUUCAAUGUUCAGACAUGACCCACAACAUUUGAAAGCACCCCAUGGUGCUCUGAGAUUUAAGGCUGCCGUGUAAAGUGAGAGGAAGCAGCUGGUGUUAUUUUAAACAUAUGAAGGGUGACGGCAACACCCAGCUCUGAAGGAUUCAUUUUUUUAUUCAUGCAGCCCUUUUCUGGAGAGCAAGAUGUUUAGUCUCUGGGGUUUGGUGGCGUUUCUGUGUCUUCAUCAGAGAACGUUCUGCAGUGUCUUUCAAACGUCACGUGUGAACGUGAAAUACGGAGAUCCUGCUGUACUGCACUGCGAUGGCUCAGGCUUGAAAGGAGAAGGGUUAGUGCACUGGGAGCUGAGAGGGGAGGAUGUGGUAAUUCUACGAGAAGAAGUACAAGUUUCUGAAAAAUUUCAGGAUCGGGUUGAGCUGCCCUCAGAGGAGCAGGUGAGGGAAGGGAACUGGUCUAUGGUCCUCAGAGAAACCAGACUCAAAGAUGCUGAUAUGUAUGAGUGCAUCUUUGGAGGAGCAACUACCAUAUCAAUUGUCUGGCUCUUAGUCAGUGAGCCCCAUGUUGACCCGCUCAUCACUGCGUUUGAGGGAACUCAGGUGGACCUAGCUUGCUUCAUUAGACCUGAGAGAGAAAACAUAAAGCGUUUUUAUUGGACUUUGAAUGGCAGAUUUCUCAUUCAACAUGACCACCAAACCCUCAGCGUAACGACGUAUGAGUUUCCUAAAUCAAUUCAAGUUAAUGAAGAAGAAUUUCAUCUUUAUUUGAAACCAACUAGGAAUGAUAGUGGGAAGUACCAGUGUUGGUAUUCAACUGGGGAGUCUGGCAGUCCUAAACUUGCAUUACCAGAAAGCUACACACUAACUGUGGUUGGGAUAACCACUGAUUCUGGUAAUCUUCAUUCCUUUACCAUGGCAGAGCCUACAGACACGCUGCCCCCUUCAAAAACAGAGUAUGACAUGGAAGAAAAAAAAAAAAUGUCUGAGGAAGUUCUGCUAGAGGUGACAACUGCUGCAAGGGCAACAGAAACACCGACUGAUCAUCUUCUAGUUAUCUUGGAAAUGUCCACUCAGAAAAUGGAAGAAUCUGUUGAGACAUCCUCAGUACAAGCUACCAGAACAUCCCGGCAGAUGGUGACCCUCCUUUCAGAGCAGGUGAAUGCUGCUGAAGCCACUGAGCUGGAAGACUCCACCCACCUGAUUCAAGAUGAUGGGAAUCUGCUUCCCAGUGAUCUCACACAGCAGACGGAGACCUUUGAGGACAAAGAGACAUUUUCAGAUGAGGAUGACCUGGAUGCAAGUUGGAGCGUUUUCCAGCUUGGGGAUUUUCCAUGGGUUCGCAUUGGAAUCAUUGGUGGAGUUCUGCUGAUCACAGCCGUGGUUCUGUGUGUUCUCAGAGCUCUGCACCAUAUUUAGUUGGCAGGAGGGGACAUGGAUCACCGCUUACCAUGUUCAGUUUAGUUAGGGGUGAAUCAGUUGAACAGUGGCCACGGCAACCAACACAGCAUCUGCAUGGGAAUAUUUGGGAACUGCAGAAACAGUCGUGUGGAAUUUCUGAAACACAUUAUGUGAGCCAAGAGCAUAUUCACGUUUACAGAUUCAAAUUCUUCUGACAUUAGCAGGUGAUGUAAAGACGUCCCAGAUGAUUUUGAAGAUCUGGAUGAUGUGGAGUGUGGCUGCUUUUAUUUUAAUCACAGCUGUGAUUGAAGUAAAUGAAAAUCUUUCUUUCUAA